ACAAUUUUUUUUGAAGUUGCAUCUCGCUUUUCUCCCAUCAAAACUUUCAAUCCGCCGUGUGUUGUGUUUCAGAUAAUUCGGAAAAAUUGCAUUUUUAACUAAAAGUUUAAAGUGCUUUCGUAUAAAAGCGUAUCGUUGGUGCUUUCACCGUUCGGUGUCGUCGACGGUUCGGUGGUACUGACUGUGAAUCCAUAGGAAAACCAGGUUGCAUUCUUGCCGCUGCUCCUCCCGCUAGGCCAGCCUCUUGCAAGAAGCAGCCCAGCCCGGUCCAGAGGAUGUGGGACUCAUCCGUGUUUCUCAGCACACUAACACCGAAGUUCUAUGUGGCCCUCACCGGCACUUCCAGUUUGAUCAGCGGUCUGAUUCUGAUCUUUGAAUGGUGGUACUUCCGCAAGUAUGGAACAUCUUUCAUCGAACAAGUGUCCAUCAAUCAUAUCAGUCCAUGGAUCGGCGGUGGGGAGACCACCGCGGAAAGUGUUACCAACAACAGCACCCCGACCACGCAAAACAUGCCGGAAUGUAAGGUUUGGCGUAAUCCGUUGAAUCUGCUGCGGGGUGCCGAGUAUCAGCGGUUUUACUGGGCCACUCAGAAGGAACCGCUUACCUUCUACGAUAUGAACCUCUCGGCACAGGAUCAUCAGACGUUCUUCACUUGUGAAGGUGACGCCGGAAAAGCUGAAUACGAAAUAAUGCAAACGGCAUGGCGCGAAAGGAACCCGGUGGUCCGCAUCAAAGCCGCCAACAAUGCGAUCGAAAUCAACGCAAACUGUGCACCGGCGUACAUUUUGCUAGCGGAAGAGGAAGCCACCACCAUUCUGGAAGCGGAGCGGAUCCUCCGGACGGCACUGAAAGUGGCGGAGGCCAACUACAAAAAAUCUCAAGCCGUGCAGCAUCAGGGUCCUAUCAUGGAGGGAAUAUUCCGGAGAGAUACGAACGUGCUAAUUUAUAUCAAGCGACGGCUGGCCAUGUGUGCCCGGAAGUUAGGUAAGUUAAAAGAAGCGGUGAAGAUGUUCCGAGAUCUGACGAAAGAAAUUCCGCCGAUCAUGAACGUGCUGAAUAUUCAUGAGAAUUUGUUGGAAGCGCUGCUAGAAAUGCAAGCGUAUGCGGACUGCCAAGCAGUGCUGGCCAAGUACGACGACAUUUCACUGCCGAAAUCGGCGACAAUCUGCUAUACGGCAGCCCUGCUCAAGGCUCGUGUCGUGGCGGAGAAAUUCUCACCGGACAUAGCUUCCAAGCGCGGGUUAACUGCGGCUGAGAUGAGUGCCGUGGAAGCCAUUCACCGUGCAGUUGAGUUCAACCCUCACGUUCCGAAGUAUCUGCUGGAGAUGAAGCAACUGAUUCUACCUCCGGAGCACAUCCUGAAACGUGGAGAUUCGGAAGCCCUGGCAUACGCUUUCUUCCAUCUGCAGCACUGGAAGAACGUCGAAGGUGCGCUCAAUCUUCUGCAUUGCACCUGGGAGGGAACCUUCCGGAUGCUCCCAUACCCCUUGGAACGCGGUCACCUAUUCUACCCGUAUCCAACUUGCACGGAGUGCGCCGAUCGCGAACUGCUGCCCACAUUUCACGAAGUGUCCGUCUAUCCCAAGAAGGAACUUCCCUUUUUCAUCCUCUUCACGGCCGGUCUCUGCUCGAUAACCGCCCUAUUGGCUCUGCUCACCCAUCAGUAUCCGGAGUCGAUGGGCAUCUUUGCCAGCACCACGCUGAACUGGUUCUCGUUGCCAUUUCACUUUGUCAAGGAGCGUCUGGAAACGAUCUGGCCGUGUAACCUGCUGCAGCAUUUAUCGCGGAUUUAAACUAACACUAUGUGCAUGCGGACUCGCUAAUAUCCCCAUUGUCGAGGUAAUGUUCUAUAGAAUAUAGGGUAGAAGCUAUUUAGCGCGUAGGUAGGAAUCUACCAUCAGUGUAGUGGAUUAAAAUGGGCAAAAACAGGAUUUUUUUUCGGAAAUUGCCAAUGUGAAACGAUGUUGCAUACGGUAUUCUUAAGAUAAUAGUGUCAAAGUCGUGAUUUUCAAUGCUCUAUCGUGCGCCACUUUAUAUUGUGUAUUAAUUUUUUCAACUCAGCUCUGUCCCACAGUAGGUACAUUUUCUCGUACAUUUCUUAAACAAUUUCAGCCGGUAUUGUAUCAUCCUUAACUUUUACUGUUCUAAAAACUAUUGACAAUUGAGAAAAGCAACUUUACAUACCACUUGCAUGUAACAUCGUUUCAAACCAGCGACUUCCGAACCUUAUGGUUCCUUGUAUCGUUUUUAUCCACUGUGCAAACGCUUUGGAUCGCCAUUGUUUGUUUGACUCUUUCUCUUCUUUUGAACACGUGCAGCAAAAAGCUCUCUUCGUCCUUUCGUCGGCGGACCACGAUUGUGGAUAUAUUUUCUGGGCUUCUUCGGGAGGACGGAUUUCUCUAGGUACUGUUAUCAGUACCAUUAGGUUCGUGUUUCAUUUUGCUGCCUUCUUUGAAUGCCGAAGAACUUCCGAUAAUGGAAGCAUUAGAACAUUGCAACCUGCUUUUAAAUUAUUCCUAUCAAUACAUAUAUCUUAAGUACCUAACCCCUGCACCACGGUACGCGCACUCCCAAGGCGAGAAAGCACAAAUCGCAGAAAGUACUAUAAUGCCACUUAAUAAUUGUAGAGUAUGAAAAUUUAAGAAGAAAAAAAACAUCAACCAAUGCAAAGUAUAGAAAUUAUCGUAAAACAAUCGUCUGCCCCUUUUAUGUGUAGUUGUGACAGAUUUGCCGUUUUUUUGUGAGAAUUAUAUAUAUAUUAAUGAAGCAACAUAAAAUAUAGCAGCAUCAAAAAUGAAA
Messenger RNA from Aedes albopictus (Asian tiger mosquito), 2799 nucleotides. Its product is annotated as protein ST7 homolog. Bases 276 to 1793 code for a protein of 505 amino acids. NCBI's taxonomy places the organism in Eukaryota, Metazoa, Arthropoda, Insecta, Diptera, Culicidae. Gene Ontology annotation, molecular function: protein binding. The record is from RefSeq and is a predicted model, not a curated record. The transcript has 4 exons.